GUAACUUUAAAGAUUCCAAACUUAAUGGAGAAUCGUUUUCAAACAUUUUUGGCGAUAUGUUUAGAAUCAGAUUUACAAAGCAUUGGUAACUGAACUCUGAAAUAUAUUUUCAAAUGCAAAGCUUGUUGUUGGUUAUGGAAGCAAACAUCGCAUACAAAUGAGAGCUUAAGGGAAUUGCAACACGGUAUAAAUGUGUUUUUAAAUAUUAGGAAUCACAUUGGUGAAUAAAACAGCGGAGGAAAGCCGCGUCACAUUAAUGGCGUAUUUAGACGAAGCAUGGUGUGGCGUAGCACUUUGCCUGACGGCAAUCCUCUCCACAUUGCUUUGGAUAAGCACGAAAUAACGUGUCAUUUAUUAGAAAUGGGAAUAUUAUCGGAUUUUAUCCAAUUCCAUUUAAAGGAAUUGCCUUACUUGCUUGUGAAGGCGUUUCAAAUGGCAAAAAAAAAAAAAAAAAAAAAAAAAGAAGGAAGAAAAAAAGAAAUGAGAAAAAAAAAACCAAAGUAAAAAAAAAUUCUCGGAAUGGAGGAUACAGUGAUAUUGCCGAAUGCCCUCUUAAUGUUCUAUUGUCAUGCGGAAACACGAAACGCAUCCAUUCAUUAAGCAGGAUUUAUUGAUCGAUUAAGUCCUAGAUUCAAGGAUUUUUAGCAUUCCGUGAAUUUGUUCAAAGUGUCUUUCUCAUUGUUCUCGCUUUUGUGAUCAGUAAUCUAUGAAACAUUCCCUAACUACCCAAAUCGUCUUGUUAUUUGUAUCACCUGCAUGUCUUGUUAUUUGUAUCACCUGCAUGCGCGUCUUGUUAUUUGCAUCACCUGUCUUGUUAUUUGUAUCACCUGCACGUUAUCGAAAGGUCUUCUGUAUCAUGUAAAUUUUGUCCAUUUUUGUAGAAUUAAUUUUGCUGCAGUGGGCGACACUGGCCUUUUUGAACUUAAAAGUUGUUGCGUUACCACGAUCCCAGACGUCUGAAUGAAAAUAACUGGAAUCAGCGGCCUUGAUUUUUGUAAACGUUAAGGUAAAGAAAAUGGUUGGAGCAUGACUGAGAAUGACCUCAAGCCACUCUGAUUCCGACAAUCCGAAAAUAAAACUGGCCAUUUUGGGUGCCCCGGGGGUGGGGAAAACCUCCAUCGCCAGGCAGUUCGUGUGUAACCACUUCACGGAGGACUAUGAACCCACGGAGCAAAGGGAGCUGUAUUACCCAUCGAUCAUAAUUAACGACCACCUGUACGACCUGAAAAUCAUUGACUGUCCGUAUAUUCCGUAUUUUCCGGUGAAUUCUCUGUAUGAGUGGACGGACUUCCGGGGCUACGGACUGAGAAAUGCUACCGCCUACAUUCUAGUGUAUGACAUUACAGCAGAAGAGAGUUUUCAAUAUAUUAAAACUCUACGUGAACAAAUUUUGGAAAGCAGAAAUAUGCACGACGUCCCUAUAUUUGUUGUGGGGAACAAACACGACUUGUCGGACGAAAGGGGUUUAUCACGGAGGGAAGUCGCCAAUCUAGUGAAAAAACAGUGGAAAUGUGGGUACGUGGAAUGUUCCGCCAAAUUUAACUGGCACAUCAUCCUGCUUUUUAAAGAGCUGAUGAAGACGAUAGAUUAUAUUGACCAUGGCCACAAACCCACGUCCGUCCGGGUGCAAGCUGUGCUUAGGAGAAAUAGGUGCGUUAUCCUUUGAAACAACGAGAUCUCAGCGCUUUGCUGUUGCCAAAAUAACACUUUUAAGUUCUGUGAAAACGAAAAGAACCUUCGUCAUUUCGGGGAAUAAAUUUCCGCAGAAACAUGGUACAGUCUUUGAUCUCAGUGUAAAGAAAGAACGAAAGAAGAAAUCGGAAAUCGCACGUAGGUAAACAUUGGAAUAAUGUGACGCUCAUCACAAUUAAAUUGUACCGUUUGUAAAAAA
Ostrea edulis (European flat oyster) is the source of this 1891-nucleotide messenger RNA. RefSeq names its product ras-like protein family member 10B. Lineage: Eukaryota; Metazoa; Mollusca; Bivalvia; Ostreida; Ostreidae. The transcript is spliced from 2 exons. The coding region runs from base 1037 to 1666 and encodes 209 amino acids. The record is from RefSeq and is a predicted model, not a curated record. Gene Ontology annotation, molecular function: GTP binding; GTPase activity.